UCUCUGUAAUAAACUCAUUUCAAUUUCUAACAAUAAAUUUCACUUCUGAACAUGUAUACCAUAAAAAUGUAUAAACGAUGAGGUAAUAACCUCCAUGAAGAAGAUGUACCAUCCUUUUCAACGUCGAAGCAAAAUGUAUACAUAAUUUGGCAACGCGCUCUUAUCAAGCAUGAGGGUACCACCAUUCGAUAAGAAGAUGUGUACGAAAUGCUAUAUAUUGAAUGCUCGCGGUGAGAGCACCGUUUACGUGCAUUUCGAUUAUUGCUUUUCGUGGAAGCUCCGCGCAGACGAGUUCUAUUCUGGGAAUAAAGAGAUUUUCGAAAACCAUGUUCUGCAGAGUUUCAGUGUUCAUCCUCGCGAUUGUUGGGGUGUACGCGCAGCCCAUCGAUCAAUCGAUCGAGUCGGUCAACAGAGUCGAUCGUGCGGCGCAGAUAGAAGAUGAGGAUCCUUCUUCCACUUUGACGAUUCAGAUUACCGACGGACCCACCACCAUGAAACCAGGCUUCCUCGCUUGGCUGCUAACGCCGUUGGCUCAGAGCCUGAUCAACCCCCAAUCUCUGCUGCAAAAUGGCGUGACCCAACUGAAAGAAACUCUGAAUAAUCUUGGCUUCAGGACUAGCGAGAAUAUUAAAGCCAAACAACUGACCAUUUCGGAUAAUUUGCUGCAUGCUGCGGAUGUAGACGAGCCAGAAUUCGACGCUAACAGAUUGGAACCUACGGGACCGGACAGUGCUUGGCUGCAGGAGAAGCGUAGCCCGUUCACGGAUGGUGGAUAUAGGAAGUAGGGAUGUGUUUGAGAGUUUCGGAAAGUUGGGAAGCUGGGGAAGGUUGGAAAGCUCGGGAAUGGGAUUUAGGGAUUUGGGUAGUUGAAGAGGGAAAUUUGGAGAUUUGGGGGUUGGAAAUU
Molecule: messenger RNA, 904 nt
Organism: Megachile rotundata (alfalfa leafcutting bee)
Lineage: Eukaryota; Metazoa; Arthropoda; Insecta; Hymenoptera; Megachilidae
Source: RefSeq, a predicted model, not a curated record